AAGCAAAGGCGUCGAAUUGGCUCACUGGAGCUUCAUUACAUUGUCUUUAAUGGCGUCGAAGGGGAUUACGAGGUCAUCGGAGAGAUGCACAGCGUGUUCCUCUAGCUUCAGUUUCGGGAUUCUGAGGCUCAUUACACACUGGGGUUUUCUCAUAGAUUACAGAAGCAGAACAAAGCUUCAAGCUUUCAUGGAACAUGUCAGAGUUAUCUUCUUCUUCUUUGCUUGUUUCCUAACGCUUGUUCCAUUUCAUGCCUUUGCUCAGGUAGAUUCCUAUGAGUUUGAUCCAGAUUUCAACUGUGUUGAUCGUGGCAACUUCACGGCGAACAGCACUUUUGCCGGGAAUCUCAACCGACUUGUCUCCUCUCUCUCCUCACUCAAAUCCAAAGCUUAUGGCUUCUACAACCUCUCUUCUGGAGACUCAUCUGGAGAAAGAGCUUAUGCAAUUGGUCUGUGUAGAAGAGAAGUCAAAAGAGAUGAUUGUCUCAGCUGUAUUCAAACAGCUGCAAGAAACCUCACCGAGCAGUGUCCACGGUCAAAGCAAGCUGUUGUGUGGUACACACACUGUAUGUUUCGUUACUCGAACAGGACAAUCUACGGAAGAAAAGAAACGAACCCGACUAAGGCUUUUAUUGCUGGUGAAGAGAUAUCAGCAAACAGAGAUGACUUUGAGCGUCUGCAGAGAGGACUAUUGGACAGACUCAAAGGAAUAGCGGCGGCUGGUGGGCCUAAUAGGAAAUACGCUCAAGGGAAUGGUUCAGCUUCGGCGGGGUACCGGAGAUUCUAUGGAACUGUCCAAUGUACGCCGGAUUUGUCUGAACAGGACUGUAAUGAUUGUCUAGUUUUUGGGUUUGAGAAUAUCCCAAGUUGUUGUGAUGCUGAGAUUGGUCUUCGGUGGUUUUCUCCUAGUUGUAACUUCCGGUUUGAGACGUGGCGAUUCUAUGAGUUUGAUGCCGACCUAGAGCCAGAUCCACCUGCAAUUCAGCCUGCUGAUUCACCACAAUCAGCUGCAAGAACUGAGAGGACAGGAAAGGGCAAAGGUGGAUCGAAAGUAAUUAUCGCGAUAGUCAUCCCGAUAGUUCUUGUUGCGUUACUUGCAAUUUGCCUAUGCUUGGUCUUGAAGUGGAGGAAGAACAAGUCUGGAGAUAGAAACAAAGUUCUUGGGAAAUCACCUUUGUCGGGAUCACUUGCCGAGGAUGAGUUCUCGAACACAGAAUCACUCUUAGUUCAUUUUGAAACUCUAAAGACAGCAACAGAUAACUUUUCUUCAGAAAACGAACUUGGACGUGGUGGGUUUGGUUCAGUUUAUAAGGGUGUCUUUCCUCAUGGGCAAGAAAUCGCGGUGAAGAGAUUAUCGGGUAAAAGAAACAACAAUGGUGGAUCUAAUGGUGACGAAGAUGCAGAAGAUCUUCUUAGUUGGGUGUGGAGAAGCUGGAGAGAAGACACUAUACUAAGCGUGAUCGAUCCGAGUUUAACCGCAGGAUCAAGAAAUGAGAUCUUGAGAUGCAUACACAUUGGUCUUUUAUGUGUUCAAGAAAGUGCAGCGAGUAGACCAUCAAUGGCUACGGUUGCUCUCAUGCUCAAUAGCUAUUCUUUUACUCUCCCGACGCCUUCGAAGCCUGCGUUUGUGUUAGAGAGUGUCAUUCCUUCGAAUGUUUCUUCUUCAACGGAAGGGUUACAAUUACAAAUGUCGUCGAAAGAUGUCACUGCAGCCUGGCUUGAUCUUGUUGUGAAUAAACACAAAUCUGAAGCUGUGAGAUACGUUUUCCUUUGUCUCAUUGUUUCUUUUCUUCCAGUUUAUCGAUUGUUGAUUUCGUUAAAGACGGAUAAAUAUGAGUUCCCUCCAAGUUUCAACUGUGUAGCUAGUGGAGGCAAUUUCACGGCCAACAGCACUUUCGCCGAUAAUCUCAACGGCCUUGUCUCCUCUCUUUCUUCACUCACAUCCAAACCUUAUGGUUUCUACAACAUCUCUUCUGGAGACUCAUCUGGAGAAGGAGUUUAUGCAAUUGGUCUGUGUAGAAGAGAAGUAAAAAGAGAUGAUUGUCUCAGCUGCAUUCAGAUAGCUGCAAGAAACCUUAUCGAGCAGUGUCCGCGGACGAAACAAGCUGUUGUGUGGUACACACACUGUAUGUUUCGUUACUCGAACAUGAUAAUCUAUGGAAGAAAAAAGACGACCCCAACUCUGUCUUUUCAAGCCGGUAAAAAUAUAUCAGCAAACAGAGAUGAGUUUGAUCGUCUGCAGCUAGAGCUAUUGGACAGACUCAGAGGGAUUGCUGCAGCUGGUGGGCCAAAUAGAAAAUACGCUCAAGGGAGCGGUUCGGGUGUGGCGGGGUACCCGCAAUUCUACGGAAGUGCACACUGUACGCCGGAUUUGUCUGAACAAGAUUGUAAUGACUGUCUAGUCUUUGGUUUUGAAAAGAUACCACGUUGUUGUGAUGGCCAGGUUGGUCUUAGGUGGUUUUUUCCUAGUUGUAGCUUCAGAUUUGAGACGUGGCGAUUCUAUGAGUUCGAUUCCGAUCUAGAGCCUGAUCCACCUGCUAUUCAGCCUGCUGACUCACCAACAUCAGCUGCAAGAACUGAGAGAACAGGAAAGGGCAAAGGUGGAUCUAAAGUCAUUAUCGCGAUAGUCAUCCCCAUAGUUUUUGUUGCGUUAUUUGCAAUUUGCCUAUACUUGGUCUUGAAGUGGAAGAAGAACAAGUCUGGAGGUAGAGUCAAAGGACCAAAUGCAGAGGAUGAUUUCUCAGAUUCGUUGCUAGUUGAUUUUGAAACUCUAAAGGCAGCAACAGAUAACUUUUCACCAGAAAACGAACUUGGACGUGGUGGCUUUGGCUCAGUUUAUAAGGUAUGGAGAUGUUGGAGAGAAGACAUUAUACUAAGCGUGAUCGAUCCGAGUUUAACCACGGGAUCAAGAAGUGAGAUCUUGAGAUGCAUACACAUUGGUCUUUUAUGCGUUCAAGAGAGUGCAGCGAGUAGACCAACAAUGGAUUCGGUUGCUCUAAUGCUCAAUAGUUAUUCCUAUACUCUUCCAACGCCUUCGAGGCCUGCCUUUGUGUCAGAGAGUGUCAUGCCUUCGAUUGUUUCUUCUUCGACAGAACCGUUACUAAUGUCGUUGAAUGAUGUCACUGUUUCUGAGUUAUCUCCUCGUUAGAAAGCUUAAUCUGCAUAUGUUUUAGUUUCUUCACUGAAAGCCCUCUUAAUGGGUUUUGUUUGCGUGAUUUUUUUAGACAGCUUGUCUUCAUCUAGUUUUCGAAACGAGUAGAUGUUACAGCUUUUUCUUUUAGUACUACACAUAUGUAGUUAUUGGUAAAUAUGCUUUGCAAAUUCGAUUUUACUAUGUUUUGAAAGAAAUCAUAUAACAUGAU
This is a messenger RNA of Arabidopsis arenosa, 3359 nucleotides long. The record is from the annotation of a GenBank genome assembly. NCBI's taxonomy places the organism in Eukaryota, Viridiplantae, Streptophyta, Magnoliopsida, Brassicales, Brassicaceae.